This is a messenger RNA of Pseudozyma flocculosa PF-1, 1749 nucleotides long. RefSeq lists its product as uncharacterized. Bases 1 to 1749 code for a protein of 582 amino acids. The record is from RefSeq and is a predicted model, not a curated record. The transcript is spliced from 2 exons. Lineage: Eukaryota; Fungi; Basidiomycota; Ustilaginomycetes; Ustilaginales; Ustilaginaceae.
AUGAAUGUCCGAGAGGCGCGGACCGUCAUGGUCCUGACGGGCUCCCACACCAUCACCGCCGGCUACGGCAUCCACGAGAUCUUCCGCCGCCCCUCGGUCACCCUCACUGCCCGCGUGGGUCUGCCGCGGUCCAAGGCCGACACCCUUAUGCCCGCCUCCGCAUCCGCAUCCGCAUCGACAUCAGCGUCUCAUCCGCCAGACUACACCCAGUACCUGGUCGGCGCAGCUCUCGACGAGGCGGAGCGCAAGGGCCAGGACCUCGCCAUCUUCUGGCCCAUGCGCCACGGCGUCAUCCGCGACUGGCAGCAGAUGAUUGCCCUGUGGAGCCACGUCCUCUUUGCUCUGCUGCCCGUCAAGCGCUCCGCCAACGACUCGUACAUCCUCCUCAGCCUACCCGCCCCCAUCUCCCGCGACACCCACACGCUGCUCGCCCAGGUCUUCUUCCAGCACUUCAACGCCCCUGCGCUCUGCAUCGUCGAAAAGCCCCUCCUCGCCGCCUACGGCGUGGGAACUAUGAACGCCACCGUCGUCGACCUCGGAUGGGAGGGCUGCGACGUAACCCCGGUCUUUGAGUGCCAGGUCCAGCACAACGCCAAUGUCAAAUCGGCGGUCGGCGCGCGGCACUGCACCCUCUUCCUUGCCCACCUCCUUCGCCGCGACCAGAGCAUCGUCAGCGCACUCACCGCGCUGCUGCGCUACAAGCGCAAGAGCAAUACGUCGUCGUCGUCAGCGGCCUCGACGGCCCAAGGGGCCCAAGGUUCUGGCGGCGGCGCCGACGACGACGAGGAUGCACAGCUUCAAGACGCCCUAGUGGCUCUCGCACGGCAGCUGGUCGAGGAUGGCCACGUGCUCGACGAGGAUGCGGUCCGCAGCGGCGCAUCCGGCCUCACCGCCGCGGGCGGCGAUGGCGGCGAUGACGACGACGGCAACUUUGACAUCGCCGCCGCGCUCGUCGAGGGACGUGACAAGAAGACCCGGGCGGCCAUGGACGAGGAAGAGGAGCGACGGCGCGCGGCGCUCGAGGCGGCUCACGCCGACGACGGGCUUGACGAGGCCGUCAUUGCGUCCAUCACGGGUGAUGAGGGACAGGCGGGCGCGUCGACCGACGAAAAGGCGGUGCUGGUCCAGUUCCGCGGGCUCAAGCUCAAGGUCGGGCCCGAGCGCUUCCGCUUCCUCGAACCCCUUUUCCGACCGGAGCUGCUCGAGGGCGUGCGCGGGGCCGACGAGGUCGCGUUGGGCGACGAGCCGUUCGGCGCCGGCCCCUUCCCCGACUUUGGUGUUGCCAGAGGCGGGCGGUUCGAUGGCUUCGUCGCGCCCCUCGCAUGGCCCGACUGGUCUCGCGUCGCAUCGCUGCCGUCGUGCAUCGCCCAGUCGAUUGCGAGCAUCGAUGAGCUGGACCGCCGCGUGACGCUAUGGGAGAACCUCAUCCUGCACGGCUCGCCCGCCAAGAUCAAGACGAUCCAGAUUGAGACCAUCUCUGCACUCUCGGACCACGUCGCCUCGGCCGGUACAGAGACGGGCCAGGUCAUGGGCGAGCCCAACCCGCUGCAGCCGCGCAAUGUGCGCGCGCUGAGGGUACCCGACUACUUUAGCGAGUUCAAGGACCGCACCGACCUCGCCGGCUUCCUCGGCGCAACGGUCUAUGCAAAACUCGUGUUCGGCGACUUGCAGGCCAAGAGCUACAUUACCAAGCAGAACUACAACGAGAUGGGGCCCAACGCCGCCUACAGCGUCAGGCCGACCACCUAG